AUGACGUUGUCGAGCGUGCCAGCCUUCCUGGACGUGAUGGGGCAGUUUGAUGUGGAGUACUGGGUCACGGUGGCCUGCCGGGAUGGGAGCACCUACAUCCUGCGCAGGGUGAUUCCCUCCAUGCAAGGGCUCAGCCAAGCCCCCGUGCUUGAAGGUUUGGGGAAGAAGCUCUGGACAGUCUAUCUGCCAGCCCCACUAAUGACCAUGAGCCUCCUAGACCAGAAAUCACACAGCUUCCAGGCUGUGAUGGUAGGUCUGGCCAACCAGGAGGUGCACAUGUAUUGGGACAAAAACCUUGUGGACGUCAUCCGCACCCAGGACGUGGUCACCAGCAUUUGCUUUGGCCGCUAUGGGCAUGAGGAAAACACCCUGAUCAUGACGACUAAAGGCGGGGGGUUGAUCAUCAAGAUCCUGAAGCGCACGGCUGUGUUUGAGGAGAAGGACACGUUGCUGGGCCCUCCCGUGGCCCAGAGCAUCCGACUCAGCGUGCCCAAGAAGACCAGGCUGUAUGUGGACGAGACGCUGCGGGAGCGCGAGAAUGCCGUGGCCAUGCACCGCGUGUUCCAGAUGGACCUGUACCGGCUGGAUGUCAAGGCGCUGGAGUCCAGCCUGGUGCCUGUCACAUCCACACUGCAGGAGCCCCUUAAGAUGAAUGCCGUGGUCCAGGGCAUCGGCCCCACCUUCAAACUGACCCUCCACAUUCAGAACACGUCAGCUGGGCGCCCCUCCAUCAACCUGCUGGUGAGCUUCCUCUACGACCAGAGCCUCUAUGCCAUGAAGAGAGCCUUCUUCAAGGCCCCCAUGCUGGUCCCGGGACUGAACUACCCCAUUGAAAACUUCGUGGAGUAUCUGAGCAACAAGGGGAUCUCGGACAUCAUCAAGGUGUCUGUAUUGCGGGAGGGCCAGAGCAUGCCCUUGCUGACUGCCCAUAUCAACAUGCCAGUGAGUGAGGGCCUGGUUGCUGCCUGAACCGCCUCUGGGGGGGCGAUAGAGACCAGAGUUGCAGUAGACCCCAUAGGAGCCCUCACUGGAUCAGAGCCAGGACUGGGAGCCGAGGCCCCCUGCUGUGCAGUGACCCAUCAGCUGCCCCCAGGGUGCACACUGCUGACUUGGGACCAUGUAGAGGGCGGUGUUGGGGCUGCCAUCCCCCACCUACCUGGGGUGCAAACCCAGCUGCGUUGUCUGGGAUCAGGCCAGCUCCUUACAUCAGAGGGGGUGGGGGGAGUUUGGAAUUAAGAGCUGCUGGGGAAAGGGGUGUUUCUCCCCCAUCAUGGCCCUGGGGGCAGCACCUGGAAACCCCCUUAGCUGUGAUCGUAGCAUCCCAAUAAAGCCUGCACCGUUGCUGUACCGAGGGAGCUGGUG
Chrysemys picta bellii (western painted turtle) is the source of this 1362-nucleotide messenger RNA. The record is from RefSeq and is a predicted model, not a curated record. NCBI's taxonomy places the organism in Eukaryota, Metazoa, Chordata, Testudines, Emydidae.